UAGAAUAGUCUUUAAGUAUAUACAUAUUUAAUUUCAUCUAGUCCUUUAUUCAUUGUAUAAGAAUGUUAUGAACAUUUUGGUAUACCGCAGAAAAUACAUUAUUUAUAAAUUAAUGAAAUAUAUUUAUAUAUAAAAGAUAAUCUCUUAACAAGACACGAAUUGAACAUCUAGCGGACAGUGCCAACUAGCGAUUCUCCACAUUAUCAAGAACUGAUGUAAAAGACUGCUAGAUUUCACAAUUAACAUUAUUAAUAAAUUAUUAUUAUAUUUUUUGUUUGUUUGAAAAACUACAAUGUUUAAACGUAAAUUAAAAGCUAUUGGAUAUUUGGAAUGGGAUAAAGUUAAUGGAAAUAAUACUGAACAUUUUCGUAAAGUUGUCGUAUGGUUGGAAGACCAAAAAAUUCGACAUUAUACUAUUGAAAAACGCAAUGAUUUACGAGAUAUUAAGUCUGAUAAAUGGCCAGAGGCUUUCCAAAAAUAUUGUAAGGAUCUCAAUUGCCCAUUAACUACUAAUCCACUUGACCAGUUGGAAUGGCUCAUUACACAUGCAGUCAACUUAGUAUAUACUGAUAAUUAUAAAAAACUUAAACAAGUUACUGAAAGUAAAAAAACUAAACAAGAAUCUAUAAAACCAAGUUUAAAAUUAACAAAUCCAUUAGAUAAUUUAGAUUUUUACAGCAAUGAAUUUAAAAAUGGCGUUAAUACUAUAGCCAAACUCUUGAAAAUUCCAAUACAUUCUGAUCAUUUUAUUACGCUUGAGGGUUGUAGCAAACUCGUAUGUAAUCGACUAAAUCCAGCAGCAAUUGCAAAUCCUGAUACUGUUAUUGUCAAAGGCAAGCCAUUUCCAAUUACAGAUACUAAAGCUGGUGUCAGUUUAGGCGAUGUUGUUUUAGAUAAUAAUGCUUCAUAUUUAACAUUGUUAUUCACUCAUGAUUUAAGGAAUUUACAAACUAAGAUUAAUGAAUUGAUUGUUUUUAUGCAAAAUCAUACAGCCGAUCCUAAAACUAAUACCAAAUUAGGAAAAGUUGGAAAAUAAUGUGUAUUAUAUAAAAUUUGUCUUAUAUAAUGUACAACAAUAUUGAUCUAUUUAUAUCUAAUCGAUUAUUAUUAUCUUAAUAUACAUGCUUUAUUAAUGUCUUUUGUAACACGUCAUCAAAUUUAUUAGUUACAGAUAUUAAUGAGUUAAACGAGUAAUUUAAAUUACAGACUUUUCCUAAUAUAAUGAUAUAUUUUACAAAUGAAUCAUAUAGUCUGAAUUUUUGAGUAACUUGUUUGAUAUGACGUGAAUAUAAAAUUGAAUAGUAAUUAUCUUAUCAGACUUUAUAAAUAAUUAUUAGAAAA
Polistes dominula (European paper wasp) is the source of this 1341-nucleotide messenger RNA. Its product is annotated as tRNA-splicing ligase complex subunit RTRAF. The record is from RefSeq and is a predicted model, not a curated record. Lineage: Eukaryota; Metazoa; Arthropoda; Insecta; Hymenoptera; Vespidae.